This is a messenger RNA of Scatophagus argus, 3330 nucleotides long. RefSeq names its product nicastrin (gene ncstn). Bases 98 to 2203 code for a protein of 701 amino acids. Lineage: Eukaryota; Metazoa; Chordata; Actinopteri; Scatophagidae. Gene Ontology annotation, biological process: protein processing; Notch receptor processing. The record is from RefSeq and is a predicted model, not a curated record. The transcript is spliced from 18 exons. Gene Ontology annotation, cellular component: membrane.
UUUACCUGAUCUGAAAGGAAACCGGAACCAAACAACGGAACCCGGACGUUUUCCAUGUCAACACUUGCUGUUGUGUUCUGCUUUCCUAACCAGGAAGAUGGAUUUGCUAUCGAACAAGUGGAUAGUUAAUUUGCUAGUUUGUUGGUUUUUUAUCGGUGUCAGCUGUAAUUCAGUGGAAAAGAAGAUUUAUGUGCGUCUCAAUUACACCGUCCCCUGUGUGCGACUGCUCAAUGCAACACAUCAAAUAGGCUGCCAGUCCUCUUUGUCAGGUAAUGUGGGUGUGCUCCAUGUGCUUGAGUCAGAGGCAAACCUGGACUGGGUCCUGCGCUCUGGUCCCAAUCCUCCUUAUCUGGUUGUCUUGGAGUCCCCGCUCUUUACCAGAUCCGUCAUGAUGAAGCUGAAGAGCGGCUCCGGCAGGGUGGCUGGCGUUGCUGUUGUGGCGCCAAACGCGAACCCGCCUGAGGGCUUCUCUCCACACACCACCUGUCCCAACGAGAACACAGGCGUGUAUUCGGAGGACUACGAUCCAGCCUUUGCCCAUUGUAAUGUGACCACGUGGAACCCUUUGGGAAACGGUUUGGCCUAUGAGGAGUUUGACUUCCCCAUCUUCUCCCUGAAAGACGACAAUGAGACUCAGGUCAUACGGCAGUGUUACUUGGACCACAACCGGGCGGUGAACGGCAGCUCUCCUCAGUACCCGCUGUGUGCCAUGCAGCUGUACUCCCACAUGUCCGCCGUCACGGACACGGCCACCUGCAUGAGGAGGAACGACAUCAACUUCAGCAUCACACCAGAGAUGAUUUGUGACCCACUGGGUGACUACAAUGUUUGGGCCUCCACCAGGCCUCUCAACAACACGGCCAAGGGCCACAAGAUGUGGGAGAGUGUGGUCAUAGCCGCUGCCAGGUUGGACUCCAGGUCUUUCUUCUUUGACAUCGCUCCGGGAGCGCAGAGCGGAGUCUCGGGGUUCGUCACUCUGCUGGCGGCCGCUCACGCUCUGCGAAACGCCACCCAGGAGGCCCAGCCGAACCGCACCAUCCUCUACACCUUCUUUCAGGGGGAAACCUUCGACUACAUCGGCAGUUCGAGGAUGGUGUACGACAUGCAGAACAAUCAGUUCGCCGUGGACCUGGACAACGUCCACUCGGUGCUGGAGAUUGGACAGGUGGGACUCCGUGCCGACUCCAAGCUGUGGCUUCACUCUGAUCCCGUGUCUCGCAGGAACAGCAGCGUCAAUGAUCAGGUGAGGAAGCUUAUCGAACACUUGCAUUCGGCUGCAGGAGGUUUAAACGUCUCGGUGGAAGUGCCGAGCUCUUCUCAGCCGCUCCCGCCGUCGUCCUUCCAGCGUUUCCUGCGAGCUCGGCCAAUCCCAGGAGUCGUUAUUGAGGAUCACCAGUUUGCUUUCAGCAACAGGUUCUAUGAGAGUAUGUACGAUAACGCAGAAAACCUGAACGUGUCCUACCCUCCGAACCUGACACCAGAGGAGCAGCUCGAGUUCGUCACUGACGCUGCGAAGGCACUGACUGAGGUGGCCACCAUGGCAGCUCGGGCCCUUUACCUGGAGGCAGGAGGAGCAGCGGCUCAGCUGAGCAGCAUCACCGCUGACCCUCAAUUAGUGACCCGAAUGCUGUAUGGUUUCCUUGUUCGGUCCAAUAACUCCUGGUUCCAGCAGCUAAUCCCUUCUGACCUUGCCAGCCACCUGGCUAACAGGCCUGCAAACCUCUACAUCGGCGUGGUCCAGCAGUCCAGUGAGCCGACCCUUCUGGUCCAGCAUCUUCUGGCCAACCUGACUGGUAGCACCGUGAACGUCACCCAGGACAACUGCCAGAAUCAGAGAGAGAAUGAGGAGGACACGCAGAGCAAACACAUGUAUUACUACAUGUGGGUUCAAGGCGCGGCGCCCCCCAACAGCACGAAGCGGGAGGGCUUCUGCGUACGCUCAACGGUCCGUCUCUCCAAAGCCGUGUCCCCAGCCUUCGACCUGCGGGAGUACACCUCCAAAGAUUAUUCAACGUGGACGGAGUCCAGGUGGAAGAGCAUCAAGGGACGCAUAUUCUUGGUGGCCAGUCAUGAUCUGGAGAUGUUGACGCUGGGCGUGGGUAUCGGCGUGCUGCUAACGUCCCUGCUGCUGACGUACGUCAUCAGCUCGAAGGCCGACAUGCUCUUCAGCUCGGGCAGGGAGCCGACCAACGCCACCUACUGAUCCCCGUGGAGACGACGCAGGCCCACGACCACUACUACUACAACUACUACUUCUGUCCCAACCACACACACACACACACACACUCACACACACGGACAGGUUCUGUUUUCUUUAAAACACAAGUAGGUACACAGUGGGGUUAGACACAGCAGCAGGCGGGGGUUUGUUUUUUUUAGACGACGACUCCAUGUUUAUGGACUCACUCAGGUGAGGCGUGACAUGCGGACUGGACCGGACUGGAUUGGCCUGGAUGGAUCUGGACUCAUCAGGGUCAGAAAGCACUGGUCAGGCACCGGUAGGCCCUGCCAGUGGAAAAGAUGUUUAUAUUAGUUUUGUUUUAGGAUUUUGUUUUUGCUUUAUUUUUUUGUUUGUUUUUUAAUGUAAUUAUAAAAAAAGAAUGUUUUGUUUACUGUGUCACGGGAUAGGCACUAAACAGGAGCGUUAUUCUGAAUGAGUGUGUGCGUGCGUGUGUGUGUGUGUGUGUGAUGGUGAAUAUGUAAAUGUGAGCCGAGUGUGUGAACUGAGGUGAAUCAGUGUGUAUGAACAAAACAAAUGAGUGUGUGUGAGGAUUGCGAUGGUAUGUGCAAUACUGUAGCUGUCUUCUCUGUCAGUGUAGUUAACUUAUCGAUCACUUCUAAUGAUAAGAAACCACUUUUUGAAUCAAAGUAGUAAAAAUUUAAAUUUAACAUUUAUGCGAAAUCUGUUAAACUAUUUUGAUAAGUUCUCGUUUCAGGAAUGUUGACAGCAGUCCUAAAUAUUUAUAUUGUUCAGUCCCAGUUCACAUAUGACUAUGCGUGUAUUUAGUUGUAAGCAGACCCAUUUGCAAAUUCCCGUAUUGGGAUAGAAGAAGAAUUUCCCGAGGAGUCUGGCGUGGCUGACAAACUUAUCGAUCAGCUCCCAAAAAUCUUUAAAUCCAGUGAGGAAAGAACAUUUUGACUCUGAAAAUACGCUGGUACUCUGGCUGUGCACUCCUUUUUCACAAGGUUUCUUUCAUUGACAGCUUCUGAAAAUUGUGACAACAUGCAAGAUGGUUUUAAUUUUUUUUUUUGAUGGGUGUUCAUUUAAUGGCUGGAAUCGAUGACCAAUUGUGAUGCCUUGAUGAAGAAAUAAACAUUGCUUUUUUUCCA